AUGUCUUCAUCUCAACAAGCAAAUGACGCGUUCAACCUUGUCGCCAAAAAGAUUCACCAGCUGAUCGCAAGCUCCAGCAAGCUCCAGGUCGGUGACCCAGCUGCCAAGCCUUUGGCACAUGAAAUUGCCAUGACUUUGGCAACUGCAUUUGCCCAGCAUGGCAAUGCUACCACAUCGGUGGCCCCCAAACUCUUGUCCUGUGCGGCAGAGAUCAGGGCCAAGAGUGGCCCGAAUGGCAAGCUCAAGGCCUUGCCAGACUGGAAUGCCAUCUUGGAUGAUGACCUUCGCAUCCGGAACCACCCUCUGUUCCCCAAGACCGUCAGGUACAAGCCCCCGACAUGCCCACCCACACCUCCCACCGCACUGCCUGCCCCACCCGCGCCAUUGACACUUGGUCCCCGUGCACCAUCGCCUGCGCCAGUUGUCACCAUUGUCCCCAAGCACAAGCUAUUUGUGCCGGGCAAUGGCAACACCAAUGCCAAAGAAAAUGGCAAGCGCAAGGCCUCAACACCCGAACCUGAUGUCAACACUGGCAAGGAGCUCAAGAAACAGAAAACGUCGAGGCGUGCGGCGAGCAAGGCACCCUGGGCAAAGAGCAAGGCGCACUCCAGCAAGGUGAAGUCCAAGGAGUUUGUCACCGAUGAUGAUGACGAGCAAGUCCCAGCCGAUAAGAUCAUUUUUGUCAAGAGAAAAAUCACUGCCCUGCCUGGCACUCAACCAGUCAUCAAAGAGAUGACAAAAACACAGCACCCUGAUUCGACUUCCAAGGAUGAUGCACUGGUUGAAGAGACAUCCACCGUGCGUCUCUUUGGCAUGCAGUGCGAGGGCUGUAUCAAGCACAACAUUCCUUGCAAGGUGGUCCUCAGCAAGAAGAUGGGCGAGAUCUGGAAGUGCUGUCGCAACUGCGAUGAGAAGAAGAUGAAAUGUAUUUGUCCAACACCCGAGGAGGCCCGAGUUCUUCAACUUGCAGUGGACUUGAAGAAGUCCAAGGCCACCACAAAGACCCGGGCAGCAAAAACACCUUGGGCAAAGACCCCCGUCGUUAUGCAUUCAAAGGUGCCUGUCAGUUCCUGGUCCACCCAUGCCACCUCCCGCGCCCGCCUGCAAUCUGUUAGCCGGGCAUUGUCGCCUGUGGUGGACAAAUCCGGCGAUAAGGACGCAAAGGGUGAUGUUGAUUCUGAACAUGCAACACCGGCAGUGACUUGCAUUGCCCCCGUACCUGUUUCUGAAAGGGCGGCUGAUGAUCACCGGGAGACAAUCGCAUCAGCUCCCAAUGUUGACAACAACGUCAACAUGGGGGUCGACCUUCAGACCACUGUGCAAGACCUCCCGGUUCCAGAUGCCCGGCAGGGUGCUCCUCCCAACCUGGCCAUACAACAACCCAGAAAUCUCGACAUCAUCCAAUCCAUCCAUGCCAUGCGUCAAGAGUUCAGCGGCAUGUUUCAACACUUGGGUGAUUGUUCUGAGGCAGUCAAACGAAAGAUCACCACCCAGGUCAACGACUUGGCCGAUAAUUGGGAGAUGAGGUUUGACGCUAUGGAGAAGAAGAUGAAGGAUGUCAAACUGCACACGACCAGGAACACCAUCUCCAUCGGGCACAUGGCCAACACCAUGAAGACCUUCAACAAAUCCGGCAAUAUCCCCCCUUCUUGGCUUCCCCAACUCCCACUUCCGGCUGAUGAUUGCCUCCCUCAGCACCCAAGCGCCUCUAAAGUGGGGAAGCUGUUCACCACAGCUUGGGAUGAAUCUAGAGGUCCUGGUGCUGGUGGUGCCGGGAAAAGCUCUGCAUCAGCAGUUGUGUCUUCUGGCCAUCACACCGGCCUCAGUGCAGGCUCCCAAUUGUCAAGUCUCCCAUCAGGUAGUUCCUCUCCUAAAGAUCAGUAG
This is a messenger RNA of Suillus subalutaceus, 1884 nucleotides long. RefSeq lists its product as uncharacterized. Bases 1 to 1884 code for a protein of 627 amino acids. The transcript has 7 exons. Lineage: Eukaryota; Fungi; Basidiomycota; Agaricomycetes; Boletales; Suillaceae. The record is from RefSeq and is a predicted model, not a curated record.